Messenger RNA from Rhinolophus ferrumequinum (greater horseshoe bat), 9994 nucleotides. RefSeq names its product RAS protein activator like 2 (gene RASAL2). The transcript has 19 exons. Gene Ontology annotation, biological process: regulation of GTPase activity. The record is from RefSeq and is a predicted model, not a curated record. Lineage: Eukaryota; Metazoa; Chordata; Mammalia; Chiroptera; Rhinolophidae. The coding region runs from base 309 to 4568 and encodes 1419 amino acids.
UAGUACAGAAAUGUAACCUGCAAGAAGCAAGAUGAUCUUCUGGAAAUCUUUACUUUUGCUGUACUCUGAAAAUAAUUUGCUGCAGGCAAGAAAUUUUUUGGGUGCUGCUGAAAUUUCGGAGAUCUGGGAAAAUGGGGUAAUAUAAUCACAUGACACCAGCUCUUAAGCAGCAACAUCUGCUGUGGUUCAAAGCCACACAAAGAAAGCUACUUAAGCAGUUGCGUGUUUUGGACUGCACGGACAAGUGUGGUUCAGCUGCAAAGACUGCAGAGUCGAGGAAACUUAGAGCUUAGAGAAGGGACUAAACAAUGGAGUCGUGGAAGAUGAGCCUCUUUAAAAGACAAGCAUCACCUGGUCCUCCAAGCUAUGGAAGAUCUUUGUCAGAACCUGCUUGUGCAAAUUCAGAGAUAGGAACAAGUUUAAAGAAUUAUCCAUGGUGUGGUCCAGUGAAAAGCAAGAGGAAGAAAAACGGACGUGCUGUUUCCAAUCUAGGAAAGCCACUGAGUUCUUAUCGGUGGCAGACACAUCCCAGCUUCAGGUGGAAAGGGGGCAAAAUGGAUAGUAUGCAAGAAGAUAAAGCAGACUUGGAUGAACCACAGCAAAAGGUCCUGCCAGAGAUGGUUGGUAGUAAUGCUGCUGCUUCUGCUACUGAGGUCCUCGGAACAUCAACAGAGAAGCUGAAUCUGGCCAACACCCGGUCACUUCGGGUUCCAUUCACCAGAUCUAUUUCAGAGCCAGAAGCCCGCUGCAGUAUCAGGUUUGUUAGACCAUGGCCGACUUCCGUGAGGUCAGAGCAGCAGGGAUAUCUCAUCCGUGACAUUUUCUCUACUCUUUCCAAUGGCUUCUCCAGGGUGCUGAGUCUAAAAGGAGAAUCAACCAAUGAGACAGUAAGAGAAGAUGUGAAAGGGCCACCUACCCACCGUCUGUCUUGUGGCCAGUCACCCUAUACUGAGACGACAACAUGGGAGCGGAAGUAUUGCAUCCUCACAGACAGCCAGUUGGUGUUGCUCAACAAGGAGAAGGAGAUACCUGUGGAGGGAGGACAGGAGCAGCAGACCGAUUCCACCAAGGGGCGAUGCCUGAGGAGAACUGUCAGCGUCCCUUCCGAGGGUCAGUUUCCUGAGUACCCACCAGAGGGCGCCGCUAAACUGGAGGUGCCGGCAGAAAGAUCCCCCCGCAGGCGGAGUAUCUCAGGGACCAGCACAUCAGAGAAACCCAACUCCAUGGACACUGCAAAUACCUCACCCUUCAAAGUCCCAGGGUUCUUCAGCAAGCGCCUGAAAGGCUCCAUCAAGAGGACCAAAAGCCAGUCAAAGCUUGACAGAAACACGAGCUUUCGGCUUCCAUCCCUGCGCAAUACAGAUGACAGGUCGCGUGGGCUGCCUAAACUGAAGGAGUCCCGUUCCCACGAAUCCUUGCUGAGCCCAUGCAGCGCCGUGGAAUGUUUGGAUCUUGGGAGAGGGGAGCCCGUAUCAGUGAAACCGCUGCACAGUAGCAUCCUUGGGCAGGACUUCUGCUUCGAGGUUACCUAUUUAAGUGGAAGUAAAUGCUUCAGCUGUAACUCUGCUUCAGAGAGGGAUAAGUGGAUGGAAAACCUUCGCAGGACAGUUCAACCAAAUAAGGACAAUUGCCGACGAGCUGAAAAUGUUCUCCGUUUAUGGAUCAUUGAAGCCAAGGACCUCGCCCCUAAAAAGAAAUAUUUCUGUGAACUGUGCCUUGACGAUACUCUCUUUGCUCGUACAACCAGCAAGACCAAAGCAGACAAUAUUUUCUGGGGUGAACAUUUUGAAUUCUACAGCCUUCCACCUCUUCAUAGCAUCACAGUUCACAUUUAUAAAGACGUGGAAAAAAAGAAAAAAAAGGACAAGAAUAAUUAUGUAGGGCUAGUCAACAUCCCCACUGCCAGUGUGACUGGUCGCCAAUUUGUAGAAAAGUGGUAUCCAGUGAGUACACCUACCCCCAACAAAGGAAAGACAGGAGGACCUUCUAUUCGCAUUAAAUCACGUUUCCAAACUAUCACCAUUCUACCUAUGGAGCAGUACAAAGAAUUUGCAGAAUUUGUCACCAGCAACUACACUAUGCUGUGUUCUGUCCUUGAACCAGUGAUUAGUGUGAGAAAUAAAGAGGAGUUGGCUUGUGCCUUGGUGCACAUUCUUCAAAGUACUGGCAGAGCCAAGGAUUUUCUGACCGAUUUGGUGAUGUCUGAGGUGGAUCGAUGUGGAGAGCAUGACGUCUUGAUCUUCAGAGAGAACACCAUUGCCACCAAGUCCAUUGAGGAAUACCUCAAGUUGGUGGGACAACAGUAUCUCCAUGAUGCCUUGGGGGAGUUCAUCAAAGCUUUGUAUGAGUCAGAUGAGAACUGUGAAGUGGAUCCCAGCAAAUGUUCAUCUAGUGAGCUGACAGACCAUCAGAGCAACCUGAAAAUGUGCUGUGAGCUGGCUUUCUGCAAGAUCAUCAACUCUUACUGUGUUUUCCCUCGUGAGUUAAAAGAAGUGUUUGCAUCAUGGAAGCAUCAGUGCCUGAACCGUGGCAAGCAAGACAUUAGCGAGCGGCUCAUCAGUGCCUCACUGUUUCUCCGGUUCCUGUGCCCAGCCAUUAUGUCUCCCAGUCUUUUCAACCUUAUGCAAGAGUAUCCCGAUGACCGCACUUCUCGGACUCUGACUCUCAUUGCCAAGGUCAUUCAGAACCUGGCGAACUUUGCCAAAUUUGGUAACAAAGAAGAAUACAUGGCAUUCAUGAAUGAUUUUUUAGAACAUGAAUGGGGUGGAAUGAAGCGCUUUCUUUUGGAGAUCUCUAAUCCUGACACCAUCUCAAACACCCCAGGCUUUGAUGGUUACAUUGACCUGGGCCGGGAGCUUUCAGUUUUGCAUUCCUUAUUGUGGGAAGUGGUUUCCCAACUUGAUAAGGGUGAAAAUUCCUUCCUACAGGCGACCGUGGCAAAACUGGGCCCUCUCCCUCGUGUUCUUGCUGAUAUUACCAAGUCUCUGACUAAUCCUACGCCAAUACAGCAGCAACUGAGACGCUUCACUGAGCACAACUCCAGUCCCAAUGUCAGUGGAAGCCUCUCCUCUGGGCUGCAGAAAAUAUUUGAAGACCCCACUGACAGUGAUUUGCAUAAGCUAAAGUCUCCAAGCCAGGACAACACAGAGAGCUAUUUCAGAGGGAAAACGUUACUGCUGGUUCAGCAAACCUCCUCCCAGAGUAUGACCUAUUCUGAGAAGGAUGGAAAGGAAGGCAGCCUUCCUAACGGUCGCAGCGUCUCCCUCAUGGACCUCCAGGACACUCACGCUGCUCAAGUGGAACAUGCCUCAGUCAUGCUGGAUGUGCCUCUGCGCUUGACCGGGAGCCAGCUUUCCAUAACCCAGGUGGCCAGCAUCAAACAGCUGCGGGAAACCCAGAGCACCCCGCAGAGUGCUCCCCAAGUGAGAAGGCCCCUGCACCCAGCCUUGAACCAGCCAGGCAGCCUCCAGCCCUUGUCGUUCCAGAACCCCGUCUAUCACCUCAGUAACCCCAUCCCCGCAAUGCCAAAGGCCUCUGUGGAUUCCAGCUUGGAGAACCUAAGCACUGCCAGUUCCAGAAGCCAAAGUAACAGUGAAGACUUCAAACUCAGUGGCCCCAGCAACAGCAGCAUGGAAGAUUUCACCCGACGUAGCACUCAGAGCGAGGACUUUUCCAGGCGGCACACUGUGCCAGACAGACACAUACCUCUUGCUCUGCCGCGGCAAAAUAGCACUGGGCAGGCCCAGAUCCGAAAGAUGGACCAGGCCGGGCUGGGCGCCCGAGCCAAAGCCGCGCCGUCCCUGCCUCACAGCGCUUCCCUGCGGAGCACGGGGAGCAUGUCGGUGGCCUCUGCGGCCCUGGUGGCUGAGCCUGUGCAGAACGGGAGCCGGUCCCGCCAGCAGUCCUCUUCCUCCAGGGAGAGUCCUGUCCCCAAAGUGAGAGCGAUCCAGAGACAGCAGACACAGCAGGUUCAAUCACCUGUGGACUCUGCCACAAUGUCCCCAGUAGAGAGGACAGCAGCCUGGGUUCUGAACAAUGGGCAGUACGAAGAGGAUGUGGAAGAAACUGAGCAAAAUCCAGAUGAAGCCAAGCACGCCGAGAAGUAUGAACAAGAAAUCAGCAAGCUGAAGGAGCGCCUGCGCGUGUCCAGCCGGCGGCUGGAGGAAUAUGAACGCCGGCUGCUGGUGCAGGAGCAGCAGAUGCAAAAGCUGCUGCUGGAGUACAAGGCGCGGCUGGAGGACAGUGAGGAGAGGCUGCGCCGGCAGCAGGAGGAGAAGGACAGCCAGAUGAAAAGCAUCAUCAGCAGGCUAAUGGCUGUGGAAGAGGAAUUGAAGAAGGAUCAUGCUGAGAUGCAAGCAGUUAUUGAUGCGAAGCAGAAAAUAAUUGAUGCACAGGUCAUAAAUGGAGAUGAGAUUAUUCAAACAGGAAAAACGGAUCGUGUCCCUGGAUUUGGCCAACACCAGACUGAUGGGCGCGCUGACGCAGGUGAAGGAACGUUACAGCACGCAGGCCCGCAAUGGCGUCUCUCCCACCAACCCCACCAAGCUGUCCAUCACGGAGAAUGGUGAAUUCAAAAACAGCAGCUGCUGACGGGCUUUGUGACUAGACAGACUGUGGGAGGAGACAGAAGGAAACGUCCCCGCUCUCCUGUCCCCAGCCCUUCAUCCAACCUGGCCAGGUUUACAGGAUGUCGCUGCUUGAGAACAGCAGUGUGGCGGGCAACUCUCGAAUGAAGGAAGGAAUCUUGUCUUUCAGGGCAUGAGGCUAAGACGUCCGAGGUCGAGGCUUCCCCCCAUGUCUCUAUGUACAUAGGGAACUUAGUUCUGGGCCAUGUACAGAAAACACCACUGUAAUAUACCAAAAGGAAGUUAAUAAUGUAGAUUAACUUUUUAAUUAUUGCUAUUUUUAUUAUUGUUUUCCUCUUGUUGAAAGCACUGCAGUUGUUAGAGGAGGAAGGUAGGAACUGUGUGUGAGUGAGAAGUGAGCCCAGGGGUUCAAUAGAUGGAGAUCAAGUGUCUGUCUGUCUGGUAGACGCGCACGGCGUGCAAUAGGCCAUUGUCAGAACGGAUUUUUCAGGGAUUCACCUGCCAGUUAAAACACCCCACUCCAGCCCCCUUUCCCUUUAGGACCACAUGCAAAUACUAAGAUCCAAACAAGAUAUUUGAUCCCAUUGACCAACCAAGACUGGUUCUGGAUGGACAGCUCAUCCGCUUUGGGGUACCCCAUUUCAGAGGACACAGAUAAGAGCUCUUGCAUCACAGCUGGACUUCCGGAGUGAUUUCUAUUGAACUCCUGGCUGUGUUUAUUUCCUUCUGUCUACCGCAGAUGGGAAUUUUCCAUUUUGAAUAGGGGCUUUUUAUUUACCCCAGGUGUAAUAAAGGGUGUUCUUUUUCCUCUUUAGAGUUUACAAAACUAUAAAUAUUUGAGUCUCUACAUACCAUCUUCCCCUUCACAAACCCACUGUCCUUUCUCCCCCGUGAUGGAAACAGCAUCACCAACAGGGUUUACUCUCCCCUGGAGAGAUCAUUCAAAUAUGCUGUUCAUAAAUCUUCCAAAACAAACACCCUUUCUUCUGUACAGAAAAGGGCUAACCAUCCCAUAGCAGAAAUCUCUGAAUAUUUCCUAUUUUAAAAAAAAUUUCUAUUUGUAAGUUACAAUUUUUAUUUGGGAUCAAGAUUUUAUUCAUUGAACUAGCAUAUCUCUGGGCAGGGUACUUUUAUCUCAAUCUUUAACUUUUAAAUAGCUUCUUUCUCUAAUCUUCUAAGUAAAAUUUGGAAAGGAAACUCAAAUCCGAAGCAUCACUCUCUUAAAAGUGAUGAAUACUCUUGUGAGAAAAAGAAAACGAAAAGUAUGGAGAUAGCACAUUCCAGUUGUUAUUCCCAGGCUCUUAGUAGAUUUGUCAUCUUUGGCUUGACUGUAGGACAGAAAAAGUCAUGGAGCUAAUUUAUUUUCUUUUUUCCAAAGAUGUGAACUGUCAUCUUGAAUGCAAACUCAGUUAUCAGAAGUAUGGACUGUUACAUUUUAGACAUUAUAUAUACAAAUAUAUAUAAUACCUAUUCACACACGUGUACAUACAACUGCACAAAUAGGAAACGUUCAUGCCUUCUGUGCUGUCAGAUACAACAUUCAAAGGGUUUCGGAUCUCUUGAAGCAAGAUCUAGGCAGUUGUUUAUAUUGAAAAAAAAACAUUUCUCAAGUACGUUAAUGAUGUUUAUUUUAAAUUGAAAACUUUAAGGAAAUUUUGAAAAAGGAGAGGGGUGUUUCUACAUAAUGAUAUUUGGAAGGGAACAAGAGAACAUGUGUCUGUGUGUCCUCUUUUGAGUGAAGCCCAGACAGUGACACCAACCAUCCCUUUCCACCGAACCCCAGCGUGCAUUCUGCCUUCUCUCAGGUGGGACCUUGCGUCUUAGCAACAUCACCAUGGCCUCCCAACCCACGACCUUUUAAAACAUUUGCCUUCAUAACACUCCCCGUGUCUGCCACUCAGACAUGAAAUAGGGGCUGACAAUUAUGCUGAUGUGAUCUGCAGACUUCUUGGCCACAUGUUCGGGCACUUGUGUGUUUUCUUGACCCUUGGUAGUUAUUUUACAAAUUCUUAUCUCUGCCUCCAAGCUGAGGGCACACUUUGGUCAAAAUCACUUAUUUUAAAAGGAAAAAAAACCCAUUACCAAUGCUGAAGUACUGCCCGUUGUUGACAAGGGAAAUGUAAACAUAGCUCUGUUCCUGUUUGUGGCUAGUCUCAGCUCUAGCCAGGUCUAAUUCAUUCUUUGUAAAGCCUUGAAUUGUGCCACAGACAACCUGGUAAAAGAAUUGUCAGUUUCAGCGGCCUUGAGUAUGUAAUGUGGCUGAAGUCUUGCACUGACGUUUGGAAGCUCUCACGUGUUGGCUAUGGAUUACAGAGGGCUGAUAAACUUACCUGCCUGUGGGGGAGACACAAAACAUCCAAUGUGUUUUUGACGGAUGCAAUAUAUCCUGUUGGCAUGUGGGCUCCUUAGAGCUGCCUACCUUGGAAGAUUAAAUGCCCCAAAUGUUUACAUAGAUUAUGCAGCCCUCUGUUAUCAAGUAACCUUGAAUGAAGAGAGUGAAAAAUAAUAAUAAUAAUGAAGUUAGAAAUAAGCUAGAAGUUCAGAGUUGUUGCGAGAUGUUACAUUUUAGAUUAUCCUUUGAGCCUAUUUCCAUCCAAAUAGUUUUCUGAGGUUGGUUUGUUUAAGUAUGGAAGAAGGCAGCAACAGGCGAUCAUUUUUAUGGAGGUGUUGCUUAAUUGGCUUUUCUUCAGUCCAACUAGGUACAAACCUCUGUUCUGCUGGGAGGAGGGACGUGGUUGGAGAAGCGGGUGAAUACAGGUGGCUGUGUCUUAUACCUCCUCCACCCAACACAUCACCACACUGUGGGGCUCAGCACAGACCUGGGUUGAGUGGACUUGGGAAUUCAGGGCAAGCGCUUGCUAAGGUGCUUGUCUACCUGACAACCGGACUUGCCAUCAAUAAGGACGGUGUUGGUAGGAUUUAGGAAAAGGGCUUCCUAGUCCCUUUGAUGUCACUGGUACACUGAGCUGUCUGGGCUGAAACAGCAAAAAGAGUUACGUUUCCAUUGGGUCCUCAUAUUCCCUGACUCUGUGCAGUACAAGCCCUGAGAGAGGGGAGGUUACAACCAGGUAGCUGUAACACACACCUGAGCACGUGCUGUGUUCCAGGCUCUCUCAUCCAGGGCAGUCUGUGGAUAAGGAAAAUGUGAUGAGAUGAGGUGAUCGUGCUGCAAGAGCUUUUUGCUUUUUCACUUGGCAUCAGGUUGAUCAGAAUUAGCUUUCUCUGGUCCACUGCCGCCUUUCCCUGCAAUGGCAUUGGACAGUGUAAGAAAAAGUAGGAUUUUCUGUCUAUGCUGCUGUAUGCCCUUGAGAAUUAGCUUGACUUUAGAAGUAAAGCUUUUCACUGUGGCCUUUGUUCACGGGUCUGUAGGUCUGUCGACCCCUGACUCUCACACUGCCCUCAGAGGAUUGGGAGCAGUUCUUUUCUGGAAGUCCCAGAGCAAGACAAUUGCCAUCAAGUGAGUUUGCAGUAGUGUUUCUUUUGUCUUCCACGUACGUUUAGUUCUAGUUAUCUCCAGUAUGGAGUUCCUGAGAAGACUGGUUGUGGGACUGAACUUGGGGGAGGAACCCUCUUCAGGAUUACGUAAGUCCCAUGUGACCCCGAACCCCAGGCUUGACACCAGACUAGACUUGUCACUGGGCCUCACUCAGCAGCUCCUGAGCCCAUGCCACAGCUUUACAGCAUUUUUCAGCCACGUCUUUGGAGGCCAACUUCUCCUACCGACUGGAAAAUUAAAAGGGCUUUCUUCUUCCUUCCCAUUCUCUUUUUAAGUCUAGUGGUGAAAUCUCCCGCUUGCCCCAGCAGUACAUAGUCGUCUUCCCACCCCUAGCUGGGGGCCAAGAAUUUGGGAUACUUUGUUUUUAUCAAUACUUCCAUUGAAAAGACCUAUUCAUAUUUGACUCGUUUUUUAAAAUCAAGAUGUAUUGGCGUGUUGAAUUUUUAAAUACAAUCUCUUUUCGUGUUUGAGUGAUUAUUAGUUCUAGAAACAUUCUCUUGUCACCACCUAGUUACAAAGCUCUUGAGUUUAGGAAAGACAAAAGUGAUGAAAUUUGCAUGAGAUAGAAUAAAUAUCUUAUGAGGAGUGAAAGAACCUGAGGAAGAUAACAUGAGCCAAAGGGGGACACUGCACAGCAGACUUCUCAGCAGCCCAAAAGUUCAAGGAAAUGGGGAUUUAUAGCCUGGGCCUGCUCUUAAGAGUACAUAGGUAUAUGGAAAGGCAGUUCUCUCCGUAACACGUGCACCCUCACACAAAACACACAACUCCUAGGGCUUCCUUUUUCUGAAUGUCAAUCCAUCUUAUAGAGCAGUGAUCCCCAAACUUUCUUGGGUUUUUAGAUUUGUAGCUCUCAUUUGUUAAGAUUUUAUGACAGUGGUUCUCUUUUCUUUAAAAUGUACCAUAUGUGUUAUAUGUAAAUAUAUAUAAGUUAAAGUAACUUGAAAUUGAUUUGGUUUGAUGUUAGCUCAAGAACUCUAGAUAUCAUUAUUGAUACCUUGGGGACUCAUAGAAAGAAAGGUGAAUCUCACUGAUCUGACAGGAGGAUCCAGAAAGACGUAGUUUUGGUUCCUGAUCAGUUAAUCCUCAGGUGACUGAGUAACCAGCCCGGCAGGACUCGGCAAAUGUGGCCCGCUGCCCAAGGAAAGCAAAAUGGUGGUUUUUGCCCAAAUUUCAGCAUGCAUUUUCAUUUCCUACUCAGUUCUUAUUUUUUUAUUCAAAUGCCCUCGUUUUUCCCUAGGAAAUUGUUUAGUUUGGGACUUACAGACUUAUCUGUUGUUGUAGAGAGAUUUCCACAAAAGCUGUGUUUUAGGGGUCUCUAUCAUCUGUGUGGGGUUACAAAUAUCUAUGUAUAAAUAUCAUAUUUAUGUCAUUUCUAAACUCCCAAGGGAAAAUUUCAAUUCCCAGUUCACCAAAAGGUUAAAUACUAAUUGAUUCAAUGACCACUAACCUGUACGAAAGUUGAACUAAACAGUAAAGGUCAACUUUUGACUGGUGCUUCGGUAUUUCUAGUUAUAUUACAGGUAACUCAAGCAGACAGCAGAACACUCACCUGAAUCACACCUGUGAGGACUUGACCUUCUAAAUUCGCGUUUGUGUUUCAUCUCCAGGGCCUUAAUAAACGGGUGUUAACACACAUGACUAUGUUACAAGGGAAGCUCUAAAUAAUUUAUUUUUGAUUUCAAGAAAGAGAAAAAUACACCUUAGAAAAACAAAACCCAAGAUUUUAUUUUAUUUUUAAAGCCAUAUUUUUGUGCUGGUAGCACUUAGAUUGUUCCAUAUGUGAGAUCCAUAUCUGCAUUUCAUUACCUGGGUUUGUUCUAAAGAAGAUUUAUUUUUGUUCUGUGAAUAAUUUUUGAUGGUUCUUGUACAUGUACAGAUAUAGAUAAUGUUUGAGGUCUUUUAUCGAUAAUCC